Messenger RNA from Perkinsus marinus ATCC 50983, 672 nucleotides. RefSeq names its product iron-dependent superoxide dismutase, putative. Lineage: Eukaryota; Perkinsozoa; Perkinsida; Perkinsidae. Bases 1 to 672 code for a protein of 223 amino acids. The record is from RefSeq and is a predicted model, not a curated record. Gene Ontology annotation, biological process: superoxide metabolic process. Gene Ontology annotation, molecular function: superoxide dismutase activity; metal ion binding. The transcript is spliced from 6 exons.
AUGCAAUACCCUCUGGUAAAGGGCUUCGAGCAAAGCCUUUCGUCCCUUCAAGGUCUGGGGUUGCCCCUUCUAGUCACCCUGCCGUAUGGACUAGAGGCCCUCGAGCCGGUCAUCUCGGCAGCGACUGUGGAUUUCCAUUACAAUAAGCACCACCAGGGUUACGUCCAGAAGCUCCUCGACGCCACUGGUUUGCCGGAAUCGCGAAUCAAUUUGAAGUCCCUGGUUACUCUGGGGCCUGACCGAGCUGGGGAGAAUGUGUUCAAUGCUGCUGGGCAGAUCUACAAUCACAAUAUGUACUGGUUGUCGAUGGUCCCAACUUCGGGCAGUGGACGACAUGUGCCUCCCCGUCUGUUGAAGCUGAUACGUGUUAGGUGGGGGAACGUUGAUAAGAUGAAGGAGGACUUCAUGCAAAAAGCGACGGCACUGUUUGGGAGUGGCUGGAUUUGGUUGGUGUUGGAUACCCGGGAGAGGCGAUUGGACCUCGUAGGGACGAAGGAUGCCCAUAGCCCCCUCAGUGAGGACCCUGGAAAAAUUCCACUCUUCACUUGUGAUGUAUGGGAGCAUGCUUACUACCUCGACUACCAGCACGACAGGGCAGCCUAUUUGAGGAAGUGGUGGAGUCUCAUUAACUGGGAGUUCGCAGAUUCGAACCUACCAAGUGAUAUCGAAUAA